Ruditapes philippinarum (Manila clam) is the source of this 2527-nucleotide messenger RNA. Its product is annotated as integrase/recombinase xerD homolog. Lineage: Eukaryota; Metazoa; Mollusca; Bivalvia; Venerida; Veneridae. Bases 195 to 1412 code for a protein of 405 amino acids. Gene Ontology annotation, molecular function: DNA binding. The transcript has 3 exons. Gene Ontology annotation, biological process: DNA recombination; DNA integration. The record is from RefSeq and is a predicted model, not a curated record.
UUUAAGUUCUGCGCGUUACGUAGUAUAGCCGCAGAACGUAUGUCUCAACGUUAUGUCGCACAUAAACUAGUGCGCGGAUCACUGAUGCGUAUAUCACGUGAUCAGUGAUUGGUCAUGUGGUUUUAGGCGGUAAAAUGCUCGUGGAAAUCAGUUCUACGCUCGGUUUCGAUUGUGAAGGACAAUUUUGAGCAGCCAUGAAUAGAGCGGAGAUGUCGGGGUUUAUUGAGGAGAAAGUUAAAGAGGUUGUAAAAGCAAACAACGAGGAGCUUCUGGGAAGCAUAAGUAACAUGCUUUCGAAGAUAAGUGACAAACCUUCUUCUGCUAUUUCAAUUUUGAACGUGCCAAAAUUUAAACGUAAAAGUAAUGAAGAACAAUUUAAACUUAAUGCAAAGGUUAUUGACAAAUUAGCAGUCGCUCAAGCAGCCGUAGAAACACAGGAUUUAUCGUCUGCUAAAGAUUCUAUUAUUCAAGCAUGGGAGUUAUUGAAAAGGCGGCAAAAACUGGUGUUGCUUGCCGACACUUCAGAUUUGGGCUGGAAAACGGUGAACGAAUACGAAACCAACCCUAUCGCUAGUGACAGCGAUGAUGAGAGGCGGAUUUUCAAGGCUGAGGCACGUGCUAGCAGGAAGGCUAAAGCAGACAAAACAAAAAAGGCGAGAAAAAGCAGCAGGCCGUAUAGACGUCUGGAGACUUCAGGAUCGUCAUCACAGACUCAACAGGGCACAAGACAAAGGCCAGGUUCUGGCUUGAGACAAACACUCAAAAGCAAGUUUCAUGAUGCCGGUGUAAAUAUAAACGACGAAAAACGUGUUAUAGACAGAAUGGCUGUACAUAUAUUAGAUUCUAGGGCGGAUAGCACAGUGGACAAAUAUACAUAUCAAGUAAAAGCGUUUAGAGAUUUCUGUACACAGAAGGGAUUUUUGUGCAAUCCCGCACAUUCCAUUCACGUAGCCAUGUAUCUAUCCAAUUUAAUCGAUAUUGGUAAAUCAGACAGUGUAAUUACAGCAGCAUUUUACGGCAUUAAAUGGUAUCAUAAUAUAAAUGACUUCGCAGAUCCGACAGAAGACGUUAUAGUAAAAUCUAUGUUAGAGUGUGCAAAGCGUACCAACUCUAGACCCAGGACAAAGAAGGACAUUAUAAGUUCUGAUCACUUAAAGGAACUGUGUAACAUGUUUUCAGAUUCAUCAGAUGUUAUUGUGCUCCGGGAUUUAACUAUGAUUUUUUUAAGUUAUGCAGGAUUUUUGCGUUUUGAUGAGGUCAGCAAUUUACGCCGUAAUGAUAUAAGUAUUAAGAGUGAAUAUUUGUCUUUGUCAAUUAAGAAAAGUAAAACUGAUAUAUACAGGGGUGACAAAGAAGUUCUUAUUUCUAGAGGUCAAACUUCAGCCUGUCCGGUAACUAUGUUACAAAGGUAGACUGCAUCAAUGAGAAGUUUAAUUCUGAUUCUUACAUUUUUAGGCCUGCCUGUAGGUCACGUCAAAAAUGUUUUUUGAUUCAUAAAAAUAAAAAGUUGAGCUACACUCGUGCAAAAGAGUGUAUUGUUUCUUAGUUAAAGAUUGUUGCACCCGAUUUGCAUUUAGGAACGCAUUCACUGAGAGCAAGCGGUGCUACCAACGCUGCUAAUGCAGAACGUAUUUCAGAUAGGUGUUUAAAGCGACAUAGUCGUUGGAAAUCUGAUUUGGCCAAAGACGGUUUUAUAGAUGAUUCUUUAGAGAAAAAACUUUUUGUUACUAAACAGUUAAAAUUGUAAUUGUAUGCUGUAUUGUUGAGAAUAAUUUGAAUUUGAAUAUCCUCCUCUAACAUUUGUAUAGGUUAUAUCGUAAGCCUUGCCCAUUGCAAAACUGUGUUUGUGUUUUGUGCUAAAUAAGGUUAAGACUUUUAAGUUCUGCGCGUUACGUAGUAUAGCCGCAGAACGUAUGUCUCAACGUUAUGUCGCACAUAAACUAGUGCGCGGAUCACUGAUGCGUAUAUCACGUGAUCAGUGAUUGGUCAUGUGGUUUUAGGCGGUAAAAUGCUCGUGGAAAUCAGUUCUACGCUCGGUUUCGAUUGUGAAGGACAAUUUUAUUCAAAUUCGAAUAUUGUAUUUCAGCCAGUUGUUGCAUAUGGCUUUGUAAUAAAUAUUUGUGAUAAAUCGGAAACAUAAGACAUUAAACAGAUUUUAUAUAAAAAUAUAUGUAACAGUCAUACAAUCAUUUAUGUUGAUAAAAUAUUUGUAACAAGCUAUAUAGGUAUACUGUAACUAACCCUGGUAUGAUAGGAACAGUUUUCCAGAGUCUUUUAACAUUCCUUAUAAUGGGCUGAUUGUUUAAUCUCUGGUUUUUAACCUGACUUAUCAUAUCUUGGUUAAUAUAGUUUGUAAGGAUAUUCACAAAACGAUAAUAUACAAGUGAAAUUGUUUAUCUUUUUAUAUGUAUACGGUUUGUCGUAUCAUAAUGUAUAUUUGUAUGUAUGAAAACGAAGUUUUACAAUAACAUGUACUUGUACACACUGCUCAAAUAAUAAACAAUCGUAAGCCUUGCCCAUUGCAAAA